Messenger RNA from Penaeus indicus, 849 nucleotides. RefSeq lists its product as uncharacterized. The transcript has 3 exons. The record is from RefSeq and is a predicted model, not a curated record. Lineage: Eukaryota; Metazoa; Arthropoda; Malacostraca; Decapoda; Penaeidae. The coding region runs from base 1 to 849 and encodes 282 amino acids.
AUGAAGCCGACGAAGAAGAAUGAAGCUGUUUUGCCGAACGACUUCCUGUCACCGCGAAGGGAGGUCGUCUCAAGAAGGUACUUCCAUAGAAAACGACCUCACAGGGGGUACUCUUGGAGGCGAAGACGAACGCGGGAGAGCAGCAGCAUCGCCGUCGCCCUCUGCCUCCUCUCCGCCUUCACCCUGCCUCCCUUGCCAGGAUCUACUUCCCCUCCCAAACUUUGCCAAGCUACGCCUCCUCUUCCAUGCUUUGUCUCCCCUAGCGAGCUCAUGACAAACUCUGACGCUCCUGCCAAGCCCUGCCAAGCCCUGUCAAGCCGUGCCAAGCCGUGCCAAGCUCUGCCAAGCCCUGCCAAGCUCUACCCACCCUUGCCAAGCUCUGCCAAGCCCUGCCAAGCCCUGCCAAGCUCUGCCAAGCCCUGCCAAGCUCUACCCACCCUUGCCAAGCUCUGCCAAGCCCUGCCAAGCCCUGCCAAGCCCUGCCAAGCCCUGCCAAGCUCUACCAACCCUUGCCAAGCCCUGCCAACACCUGCCAAGCCUUGCCAAGCUCUGCCAUGCCUUGCCAAGCUCUCUCUUCUCUUCCCCUCCCCUCCCACAGCCCGGGAAGUCCCCCCACCAACUCUCUCCAUCAAACCUUCCGCGCCGUCAGCAGAGCCCGAUAAUUCCACUUCGAAGAGCUUGCCAGACGCAACAAUUCCUGCCGACGCCGACGCCACCGACGCCGCUGACACCUGCCGCCGGAAUUCCUGUCGCCGCCUCAAGCAGAACAAGCAGAACAAGCAGAACAAGCAGAAACCCAUAAAACCUCGGAAAAAGGGGAAUAGACGCAAUAAGGAACUCCUCGACUGA